UACUUCACUGAAGCGCGAAUGUUUUAAAAUGGUGGAUACAAAGUUAGCAAUUAUUUCUCUGCUCAUCGUUGUUUCCAGUGUUUAGCCCUUACCAUCAAGCUCGUUUUCAAUGACAUGUGAAAAUUUAUUAAACGUUUAUUUGAGGCACAGUAAACCCGGUGAACCUAAACGAAUGUGCUCGAUGGCCAUUCGUUUAUAUGUUUAGAACAUUUGAUAUUGGAAUAAUCCGGUCAUCGAAAUACGAAGUAAGAGAAUGGAGGAAGCUAGAGAAUGUCUCAGAGAAGGUGUGCUGAAUCACCUGAAUGUACUGGAGACAGAGGCAUUGGUGCUUUCCAGACAACAGAAGCUAUGUUUGCAACAGCAGAGCCGAGUGGAUGACCUCCGAAUCACGGUGGAGAAGCUGAGGGCCCACAGAGACCAGCUCAAAGCCAGAGCAAAGACCACCAUGUCCCUCCAGCAGCUAAAGGCUGAGACUGACCAAAGAAACGAAGAACGCUAUGAAGAUGAUAACAGUGAAGAAGGCUGUUCAAGGACUGGGCAGUCCCUGCUUUCUUUGCUGAUGGUCAGGAGGACUCGAGUGAAAGACCUUCUGCAGGCCCAUCACCUCAUUGGUGGCUACGAUGUGACUGAGACCCGCAGAGGCAAAGGCGUGUCCAUUUCCAUAGCCACCGCCUUCGAGGGCCUCUACCUGGAGACAUACUGCCUGGAGCUGGACCUGAGUCGUGCUGUGCGAAUCUGCCGCCACAACAUCCCCCCAUUCAUCCCCCUGGAGAAGCUGGCCCAGGUGCACCUACAGACCGACCUCAUUGGCUUUCUCAGCACCCUCAGCAGCCACCUCAACGCAUUUGCUGGUCGCCGGCAACAAAUUUGCCUCAUCCAGGAAGUUCUCCAGGACUCAGUGGAGGUGAUGGAAAGCAAUAUGCUGUUUAACUCGGUUGUUCUCAUGUGCACUGACUCGGGAGAGAGCAGAAAAGCCAUGCUCUUCACACUGGUGUACUCAGACCUCUCUCGAUACCUGCCCACCAAGGUCACCAUCGAUUCCGAAGAUAAGGUCCUGCCUAGUACACCACAGUGGAAGAAAAGCCAGUCUCUGCUCCUGUGGACUCCAGCGCACGCAGCAUUCCAGGCUCUGAAGAUGGAGGGGCAGAUUGCCUAAUCCUGACCAAUACAUCUUCUAUGUUUUUCUUCUUCUUUUUUCCACAUGGUGUCACUUUUUUUUCUGCCAUGAGUUUGUACAACAUCGAGUUAAGCAAAUGACUUGCUGGACUAACCUUUUUCAGGUGCAGGUUAGCUGUUCUUGGCAGUAGGAUGGUAUAUUGAGGGUGAAACUUAAAAAGAAAUGUUGCUCAGUCUUAAUUCAGAUGCAGUUGCACAGUCUUAAUUCCGAUUCCGAAGCUGCCCUCAAGGCCACGUUCAGCCAUGACAAAAUGUAUUUAAACUAAAACGGUGCCGCCUUGAACAUCCUGUUGCAAACCGUGGGCGGGCUUACUGAUAUAGCACAUAGCUCCUAUGCCAUCUGAGAAGACGCUCUCUGGGCUUUAAAACUUAACAAGUUUUCCAAAACUGACCCAGGGUUUUGACACAACAACAACUGGCACACACAUAUACCUGGACGGAAAAUUGACUUCACCUGCAAGACAAUCAAGAUCAACUAAUAGAGAAGGGCAAGUUUAAACACAAACCAAAGAAAAAGGACCCAUUUUUACAAUCCAUAGAAAUAAAAAAUGAAUUAGAAAUGUAGUACGUAGUCUUUUUCUGUCACAAUUUUUCUUUGUGUUGCAAUCUGUUACAGUAUGGUGGAAUAUAUUGUGUGCAGUGUAUAAGAAGUAACUUAUUGAAUACUAUCCAUUGCUAUGGUUACUAAAAAAGAGAUUGUGUUUAAACUUGCCCUUGUCUAUUACAUGAUCUUGAUUGUCUUGCAGGUGUCAGUUUCAAUCUUUUCCAGGUAUACUGUAUGUGUAUCUAUGUGUAUGUCUGCCAGCUUUGCUGCCGAAACGUCAGCAAUUGAGUAACUGCAUCAGAAUUCAUUUUUUAAGUUUUGCUUUCAAGAUUCUGGAGUCUGCAUAUCUCUCUAAACAAGGUGUGCAUUUUCCCUUUUUGCUUUUGUAUUUUGCAGGGUGCCCAUAAAAAGUCACAUGGCUGAAAGUGUGUGUAACCCUGGUCCUGGUGCACCCGAAAUGUUCCUGGGGUGCAUCCCAUUCAUGUUGAAUUGCAAUUAUUUACCUAUUGAGUUUGACAGAUUAAACAUCUGAGCCUGAAAAUUCAGAGGCUGAAUAUUUAAAUGCCUAAUACUUUUAGAACACGUCACCUCUGUUCAUGAUUUUUUUAUUAAUCCAGUUUUGUACCAUAGUUUCUCCAGGGCCAUGGUUGCCUGUACAGUAAGCAUGAACUGUGUGACCACAAUUUGUAUAGCUUUUGUCAGUGGUCUGGUUCAUGCAUUUAUCCAUUUUUAAUUCACUGAAAAUGAAACCUAAAUUGGGUGGAUUUAUUUUGGUUAAUUGACUUAUGUAUUCCAACAAAUCAGUAAAGGAAUCUAAUCCAUAUGGACUGGUCCUUCUUUGUACAUGAACCUUUUCACGCAGAUUCUGCACAUUUUUGCAUUAUUCUGAUUUUUGACUCCAGAGGUGAGCAUCACAGAGCCUUGUGAAAUGGCUUGAAUGAAGCAAGACACUUUUAUAACACAGUUUCAUUUAUACCACCUUAAUUAAAAUAAUUUGGUUUAUUUAUACAUUAAGUGCUACAAAUACAAAAGAAUGUAGGCAAAUUACAGCCAUGAUGAUACUACAGUGCAACAGCAUGACCACAACUGAUUCUAUACAACAGGUCUACAGACAAGGCUAUUAUGUAAUGGCUGUUUGAGAUGGUUAACCCCUUCCCCCCAACAUCAUCAGAAAAUCUGGAUUAGCAUUGCCUGUCUGCCAUUGAUCAUGUGUCUCGACUAUUUCAUGUUGAUCAGUUUGAUUUUAUUCAAUUUUUUUUUUUUUUUUUUUUGAUUCAAAUUGUUUUUGCUACUGUUCUCACUGAAACCUUCUGUAGGAAAAUACGGAACAAAUGACAUCCCAUAUUGAGUUUGUAAGGGAACAUUUCAUUUUUCAAUCAGGGAAGAUUCCGUUGGAUAUUAAUGUUAUUGGCGAACAGAGGGGUGGCAACCCUCCUCACAAAUCUAUAUUUGGUUGCUGUAUACAUUUAACUUUUCAAUUGAUUGUACGGGAGUCCAGAGCAGGGGUGAUCGAAACACCCAAUAAGUUUGUUGGGUCAUUCCAUUCAACUCAAAUCGUUAGAUAUUUGGUAUCUUGGGAGUAAUUGGCAUUUAGAAUUCAAGAAAAAAACAAUCUGUUUCAUGUUGCAGAUACUGGGCCUUAAAAGUUUUUUUUUUUUUUCUCAAGCCAUUUUUGAGGUGUCCGAUUUCAAGUAAACCUAUUUUUGAUUUCCAUCUUUUUCUCUGUGGAAGUCUUAUGUGAGCUCUUUCUCCUAUAAAAAAUAAAAAUUGAAGUAAUUUA
Conger conger (European conger) is the source of this 3500-nucleotide messenger RNA. RefSeq names its product centromere protein O (gene cenpo). The coding region runs from base 254 to 1156 and encodes 300 amino acids. The record is from RefSeq and is a predicted model, not a curated record. Gene Ontology annotation, cellular component: kinetochore; Mis6-Sim4 complex. The transcript has 6 exons. NCBI's taxonomy places the organism in Eukaryota, Metazoa, Chordata, Actinopteri, Anguilliformes, Congridae.